Messenger RNA from Symbiodinium natans, 969 nucleotides. NCBI's taxonomy places the organism in Eukaryota, Dinophyceae, Suessiales, Symbiodiniaceae. The record is from the annotation of a GenBank genome assembly.
AUGUCUCCCCGAAGCCGGCGAAGAACCUUUCUUUUGCUGCUGCUUUUGCCUUUCCGGCAAGCGUGUGGCGGAGACGAGACUGACUCAGACAUCAUAUUUCUGCCGACCUCCCAGCGGUUACGGCCCGGGGCGCGCCCCAACGUGGCAAGCUACUGUUGGUUGCGACAGGACCUGGACUUUUUCUACAAGUUCUCCUAUCGCCAGUGCUGCUGCGCGGAUUGGAGCCAGGCAUUUCGGUGCUGGUCGGUGGACCCCACAGUCGCUCCCCAGAAGACUCUGUACCACACUUGCUGCGUCUACAGCUAUGGGCCGGGGUCCGCCUGUGCACCGCCCAGCUCGGGCAAGCGGCUCCGCUUGCAGCUGCCUGGCCUUCCGCUCCUGUCUGCCUGGCUCACGCCUUCGACUUAUGUCUACGAGCCCUACUUCGGGGCCUUGCUGACGCAAGGGCACUUGCUGGAACCCUUAUUGGGAAGCCUGGGACCAGUCUUGCGCGCGGUGGACAUCGGCGCGGGCAAAGGAAUGGACUCCCUCGUCCUCUCCAAGAUGGGGCAUCUCGUGGUUGCCAUGGAGCAAGAUCCCCAAGAGCUGCAGCUGAUGGACGCGAACAAGGUUCUCAACAACGCCUCCUUCGAGGUGGUUGGGUCAGACUUCUGGGAUGUCGAUGCCAGCGCCGGAGCGCUGCUAGCGGCCAGUGGUGGGGAGCCUUUCGACCUGAUUGUGGCGAACUUCCUGACCUACCUUCCCCUGGAGGUCUUUGCGAAGCUGCUGGAGCUGGUUGAGAGGAUAGGCGCCCGAGACUUUGUGUGGCCAUUGCCCUGCGGCAAAGAGGAGUGGGACACAGACGACGAGCAGCGCGCAAAUCGAGAGCAAGCCUUGCGCCGCUUCGAACUUGUCGACGUCGUGACGUUUGGAAAUGUUGGCAGCUCGGACCUUUGGAAUCUGGUUGUAACACAAAGCUCGCGGGACUAG